Messenger RNA from Marasmius oreades (fairy-ring Marasmius), 447 nucleotides. RefSeq lists its product as uncharacterized. Bases 1 to 447 code for a protein of 148 amino acids. The record is from RefSeq and is a predicted model, not a curated record. The transcript has 2 exons. NCBI's taxonomy places the organism in Eukaryota, Fungi, Basidiomycota, Agaricomycetes, Agaricales, Marasmiaceae.
AUGGGUCGGGUAGCUUCGUUUGCGGAGAAGAUGUUUUCGAGAUCGAGGACAAAGUCGAAUACGAGCUCGACAAGUUCGUACGAUUUUUUAGAUCGGUAUGCUACCGGUGAACAACACAUGUCAAGGGCGCAUCCACCAUCAUCGAUGCCGAUUCUUCCUCACGAUGUCGUACCCCCAUCCCCUUCAUUGCAUGAGCUUAUUCUCUCGGAACCGGUCUCACUAACCAUACCCGAGAUGAAUGAACCCCAACCCUCCGACUCAAAGUUAGCUCGGCCUCCAUCUUGGUUAUCCACAUCAUCAGCUGGCACUGGAUCAAGUUCCGGUUAUUCACGACUCCUUGACAAAGAUUUCUUCGAUUCCUUCCCUCCGGUACCUGAAACGUUACCUCCUAGUCAUAGCCGGGCUAAUAGUCAAAAUACGAUUCGUACCGUAUCCCGACCACAUUAA